Messenger RNA from Blastocystis hominis, 256 nucleotides. RefSeq lists its product as hypothetical. The record is from RefSeq and is a predicted model, not a curated record. NCBI's taxonomy places the organism in Eukaryota, Bigyra, Opalinata, Blastocystidae. Bases 34 to 231 code for a protein of 65 amino acids. The transcript is spliced from 4 exons.
ACUUACCCACUUUUGGUUUUUUGGGAGAGGCAGAUGGACGUAAUCAAAGAGGAAUGCAGAGUAAAAUUACACGUUCUCGAUGUUCAAGCCUCUGAACUAAGCGGCUUGCCAGCGAAAAGAAAAGUGUUCCAGAAGCAUGGAGACGUUUUCUUCCUUUCCGACCGCCAGCACAUCCAAGACACGAUAAAAGAACAAACCAGUGUUUGGAAAAAGCGCCUGGAAGCGAAGUAGUCAAUAGGUUGUGUACUAUCAUCAU